Messenger RNA from Cylicocyclus nassatus, 1506 nucleotides. Lineage: Eukaryota; Metazoa; Nematoda; Chromadorea; Rhabditida; Strongylidae. The record is from the annotation of a GenBank genome assembly.
AUGUAUAAAAGCGGGCAAAUCUCACGCAGUUUCAAAAUCCUUACAAAUGUUCUUCUUAUUGAUAUUACCUUUAACGCAUUAUGCGCUGAUAAGGGUGGCAAACUCGAGGAAUCUUAUAUCAGUGCAAACAUAUUAGAUAUAAUCAACAAUAGACGGAAGAAGUUGGCAAAAGGAGAGGUGAAAGACGGAGCUACUACUCCGAAAACCCUCCCAAAUGCAAAGCUGAUGAACAAACUUGCCUGGGAUUGCGAUCUGGAGAAAGCUGCGUUAGACAAAUUGGGAACCACUUGCCCACCUGCGGCAGCACCUUCCGCUGAUACCGGAAACACAGGCUUUUACUAUGACGAUGCUGAUAAAGACGAGUAUCCUGUGAGUGUUGUGGUGAGCAAGUGGCUCAAUGAGGUAAAAGCGCAAGAGUGGCCAGGCGGCGCACCUCAACCAACGUCUACUGAAGUCGCGAUGCCUGCGGGGACAGAUGCCGAUCCUAUCAAAAACUUCGCGAAUCUCAUGCGAGCUGAUACGCAAAAGAUCGGCUGUGCAGAGCUACCGUGUUCCGCUGAUGGUCAAACAUUCGUGUUCUGCCUUACGGACAAAGAUGCACUUGGUGAUGAUGAAACGAUCUACGAAGUGGGAGCGCCCUGUGCAGCUGAUACAGAUUGUCCCAACGCACCGAAUACGAAGUGCAACACAGCAAUAGGCUUAUGCGAGGAGCCCGUGGAAACAACGGCCGCAGCGACCAUAACAGAGGCCACAACAGAGGCCACAACAGAGGCCACAACUGAAGCCACAACUGUAGUUACUACUGCAGUUAGUACUACAGCUGCAAAUGCAACAACGGCUUCUUCCUAUCCUGGCGAGCUACCCACAGGAACAAGCAUUAUGUGUACAGACUAUGAAGGAAUGACCGAUGAGCUCAGGAUGCAAUUCCUUGACACGCAGAACUACAGAAGGAGCAUUCUCGCAAAAGGCCAAGUUCAAAGACCGAGCGGAAAAUAUCUACCAAAUGGAGCAAAUAUCAUAAAAUUGAAACCCAACUGCAAUCUGGAAAAGGAAGCUAUUCAAGAAGUACGACAAUGUCCUACAUCUAAGACACCACAUAAUAGUUAUGGUAAAAACUUUGACACCUUCGCAUCAAGUUCCGUUAUAUCGACUUACAGAGAUGCUGUUAAAAAGGCUGUGACAAAUUGGUGGAAAGUAGUUCGUACGGACAGCAAUGGGCCAGGAAUGCAAGUGACAUUCCGUAGUAAUCAUGUGGAUCAGCCUGUAGAAACGUACACCCAAAUCGCUUGGGCCAACACCAGAGACAUUGGAUGUGCUAUCGCUAAAUGCACAUCUUCCUACGCAGUCAUAUGUCUAUAUGAUCCAAAAGGUAACAUCGUGGAUCAAGUGCUUUACAAGAUAGGAAGUCCUUGUGCUGCUUGUCCUAGUGAUACGACAUGCGACAGCGCUCUUGGACUCUGUGUGCAAAAAGUAGCUGCGUACAACUAUUUAUUUUCUCUUUUCUAG